This is a messenger RNA of Leptosia nina, 1293 nucleotides long. Lineage: Eukaryota; Metazoa; Arthropoda; Insecta; Lepidoptera; Pieridae. The record is from the annotation of a GenBank genome assembly.
AUGAAGAAUUUCUUUUCACCAGAUCCGAUUCAGGAUAAAGAACUCGCCUCUCCAGUGACUAAUUAUAUAAAAUCGCGGACCAGAAAAGCGUUCAGCGAUUUCGUCGAGGAAAUGGCGGCUGAGAGUGAAACGGAGUCCCCUGAAUAUUUAACUUUGAAAUCUGACCCGACGGCUUUAAUGUCUACGCCGCAACUGGCCACUCUACACGGGAAACGUAUGGAGUCCCACGUAGUCCUCACCAAAGACGGAUAUUUUCUCACUCUCCAUCGACUCGUUUCAUCGUGUUGGAAGAACAGUGGCAGACAGUUUUGCACCAACGAAACGGUACUGCUGCAUCACGGUCUGUUGGGCAGCUCGGCUGACUGGAUCCUACUGGGUCCAGAUGAUUCUCUACCAUAUAUUUUAUCCAAUCUUGGAUACGAUGUCUGGAUGGCUAACGCACGAGGUAAUUAUUACUCUCGAAGUCAUAAGUCGAGGAAGGUAGACAGCACCGAGUUUUGGAAGUUUUCCUUUCAUGAAAUCGGAUCUUAUGACUUACCGGCUGUUGUUGAAUAUAUGAAAAUUGUAAGGAACAAUAGUGCACCGAUUAACUAUAUUGGUCAUUCUAUGGGAGCGACGGCUUUCCUAGUUUUAUUAUCGUUAUUUCCCCACUACAACAGCAGUUUUAAAUUGGCUGUAUUUCUAGCCCCUCUGGCGUAUCUGUCAAACACGGACGGCCCUCUACGCAUACUCAAAUCGAUGGCUUAUAACCCUCCUGUUCACCUCCUUAAACUAUUGGGCAAUGGAGAAUUUAUGCCGAAGAGGAGAGUACCUUUUUGGAUAGCCAAUAAAUAUUGUCAAGGCCCCGAAAUAUUCUGUUGCAAUCCCUUAUUUUUCUUCGCUGGAUCGAUUCCCGCUCAUAGCGAGACGUUUGAUAGAAGUUUUCUCGCGAGGCUUUUGUUUCAUCUGCCUGCUGGUGGCUCGACGCAGACUAUACUUCACUAUGCGCAGUUGAUAAAGAGCGGUAAAUUCCAUGUGUAUGAUGGUGAUGCUGAAGAAUAUUCAUUGACAAAUGUAACAGUGCCCAUUGCUUUAAUAUCGUCUAGUGACGAUACUCUAUCAACUGUUAAUGAUGUAUUGAGAUUAUACUUCAGUAUCCAGAAACCAAUCGACCAUUAUGUGAUACACGACAAAGAGCUAAAUCAUACAGAUUUCGUAUGGGGACAGCGUGCGACUGAAUUGGUUUUUGGGAAAGUUGUCGAUUUUUUAACAACUGGCCUACAGUAUAAUGCAACGAAAGUAAAUGAGGUGUAA